This is a messenger RNA of Porites evermanni, 303 nucleotides long. The record is from the annotation of a GenBank genome assembly. Lineage: Eukaryota; Metazoa; Cnidaria; Anthozoa; Scleractinia; Poritidae.
GGGGAAACGUCUGAGAACAGCAGAUGUUUGCAGGCCCUUCUGCGUUGUAAGAAAUCUCUAUUCAUUGCAACAUACAACGCAAACACCUUAAGAGAUGAAGACAGAGUUUUGGAACUUGAACAAUGCACUCAACACCAUGGCAUAGAAAUUCUUGGUGUGCAAGAACAUCGUAUCAUCCAUGAUGACCCCAUUGAGUUUAGAAAGGUCGGUUCCAGCUAUUUAGUUACCUCCUCAGGCUGGAGAAAUGAGGCACAAGCAUCCCAAGGUGGAGUUGGACUUCUGCUAAGUCAGAAAGCAAGAAAA